This is a messenger RNA of Lymnaea stagnalis (great pond snail), 4076 nucleotides long. The record is from the annotation of a GenBank genome assembly. Lineage: Eukaryota; Metazoa; Mollusca; Gastropoda; Lymnaeidae.
GAAAUUUCCAGGACCAAUGUUGCAAAUUCAGAGAUUGUUUUAUUCUUCUCCCCAAAAAAUAAAUAAUUACUGUUUUUACUUCACUUAACUUCGGUGAUUAUUAAACAAAUAUAAACAUGACAGCGACAUCGUCGUCAUCGUGCGAACUUUAACGAGUCAGAGGUGAAAGGCAGAAGUAAGAGUAAGAGGUUUGUAUUUUGACAAAUUUCACAAAUAAUAAACAUAAUUUGUUGCCCUUUCUGGACGGAUCGUAGUCUUUUUACUCAAUUUUACUUAGUUUUGGGUGUCAGUGCCAAGAAGGCCGAGCACUUUUUACAAGUUCGGCACUCAUAAUGCAACAAAAAAAAAAUUAUAUAUAAUAUAUAUAAUAAAAUAAACCAUUUCCUUUACAUGUAUUAUUUUAUAAAUAGUAUAAAAUGUAAAUAAUAUAUAUAUUAUAUGCUUGUAGUUGUAGGAAAUUGAAUGAACUAAUACUAAUAAUAAAAUAGUUAUGAAUUAAACUGAAAUCUCAAAUUUAUGCAAAUGAGCUAUCCUGAUUUGAGUUUGAGUAUAAUUUAUACAUUGUAAUUUUUUUUACAUCUAGAAUAUACAUGACUUACUUAUAUCAUUUUUAUGAAUUUUUUUAUGGAUGAACCCUGAAUAAGUCCUAAGACUUGUGUUUUGGGGGGAAAAGCCCUUCAAACACCUAUUUUUAUGGCACAUGGUUCUACUCCUUUUCCUGAACCCAGCUAUUAUUCGACAGACACUCACAGGCCCCCAUUUAUGACUUGGGACCUUCUCUUAAGCUGGGUGUUACUUAGAAAGUUGUCUGCAUAGCUACGGGUCUCUCUCACAACCAUUUGAGUGAUAUUUAGUGUAAAAAUAGCAUAAAAUACUCAAAUGGGGUGUUAUAGUUCCUAUUCCUAUAUUUUCUAAAAAUUCACAGGGGUCAGCUCUAUCAAGUUCAGGACCUCUAAUACUAAACCAAGGGUUCACAAAAUUAUCCUCAACAUCAUCAUUUUGAUCGUCUUCAUUACUUUCCUGGUUGUUUUUAUCAGUGUCAGAUUUACUGCUAGAAUAUUAAAAUCACUUAGGAUACCGGUAGUUUAUUCAGUGUUACUGUAACUUUUGGAAUUUGACGAUAUUACUUGCAACACAAAAAAAAAUUCCUGAACACAACAAAAGCUAGUAAACAAUAAAUGGAAGCCACCAUUAAAUUGCCAGGAUGUGCAGGAAUAUGUAAGAAACAAUCUGUUUAGCUGGUACGAAGAACAACUAGCCAAUCUCAAGGCUUGAAUUAUUUGGCCGAAUUAGUCUUUUUCGCUACUCAACCCCGGGGCAAUUUACCACCCAGCCAUCUCAAGAGGGUUAAAUAAUAUGGGGUGUGCUCUUUUGAAGCUAUUGCACAAAUUACACCUAAAUUGUGGAACAGUGUGCCUCAAUCUUUGAGAGACAUUGAAAAUGAUAAAAGGUCAUUUAAGAACCAAUUUAAGACAUUUUUCUUUAAAUAGAUUUUAGGACAUCAAAGCACUGUGAGCAUGCUAAAAUAGCAUGGACACAAGCGCUAUAAAAUUACUCAGUCAUCAUCAUCAUAAUAAUAAUAAUAAUGUAACUUAUGAAAUUUAACUUAUGUCAAAGAUGUCAAUCAAAAGUAAUUUAUAUUAAUUACUAUUAGGGACUAUGACACAUGCCAAAAUAAAUUUAAAUUAUCUCAAUAUCAUAAUAUAAUCAUUAAUCAUAUGGAUUGUUGUGGCCUUGUAGUGUAGUGUUGGGCAACACUCCAGUCCAGUUUAAGAUUAAAACUUAAAAUUAAAAGGAGCCAGUGAUGAGUAUUAAAGUUAACCAUAUAGUACUCGUGCAUACUCCUGAACUCCUGGAGGUAAAUAAUGAAAUGAGGGACCUCUGAUGAUAGUGUUAUUAUUAUGUAUCCUGCAGUGGUAGGCCUGCUAUUAAAUUAUUAAGGAUAAUAAAUGAAGGAUUGCAUUUAUAUCUUAUUGUCCUGUCUUUUCAUGCAAGCUUCCACAUACCUUGUCCUACUAUUUAUUAAAUUAUUAAUUAGCUUUUGUCAUCUGUGGCUUACCAGGGCUAACUCUGCACCUGGAAAUGUCCCAUCUAUCCGUUGCACUACUGCACCAGAAUAUUCCUAUCCAGAAUCGUUCUCAUCACUCACCUGCGCACCCACAACUAAAUUAAAAACUAGUAUGAACAUGAUGAUUAAAAUGAUCAUGGUCAAUUUCUACAGACAAACAGACCAGGGCUAAUUGCCAAUUUUAUGAGAUAGGCCUGUUCAAUGAUUAGAUAGGCCUGUUCAAUGAUUAGAUAGGCCUGUUCAAUUAUUAGAUAGGCCUGUUCAAUGAUUAGAUAGGCCUGUUCAAUGAUUAUAUUUAUAAAAUUCUUCCUGUGACCCCUAGCAAUCUAAAUUGGGGCACAUUAGUGUGAUAUUAUUUAUGAUGGCCACUAUUCUAAAGAUUGUUUUUGUAAAAAUAAAUUCUUUCGCUCUGUUUUUCUCUCAGACGUAGAAACAUUUUCUUAGUUGAACUUCAUGAACCAUCAAGAGAAUGGCAAGUGCCUUUAUGUCUAACAGAUACGGUGGAUUACAGCCAGGUAUUUAGAAGUUCUAAUGAAUGAGUUGAGCAUGCUAAAAAUGUAAAUGCUAUGUUACAGAGUGUUUUAUAAUUUAACUUAAUUACACUUAAAUUUAAAUAUGUAGCUGUAUUUACAUGAUUACAUUUUUAAUUGGUUUCAUGUCAGUCUGUCAGGGUCAAAUCUUGAAAUUUUUUACUUUACUCUUUUCUUACAAACCAAUUGUCUUGAAUUUUGCACAUUUGUGAAAUUUGGACUCAAUACCAUAAUGUCACCUAAGGCUCUGGAAUUAGCUUUAUUUAAUAACCCCAAUAAGCUUUACAUGUCUAUGCUCCUGUGAUAAACUGCUGCUUGCACCAAUCAAAUAGAGAGCCAUGUUAGUUCACACAUGGUUGCAUUAAAAAAUUAAGUUUUACAGUUUUAUUAAUUUAAGCUAUCACAAUUACUUAAAUCGACUUCGCCUCUAAUGUGCAUUAUCCAUCAACACUAUUCAUUUAUAUCAUGGGCACUCCAGAAGUGGAUUUUAGUCACAUGUGAUCAAAAUAUUGUGAAAGCUGGAAAAAAUAUUUGUGACUUGUACCGGUAUUAAUAAAGGGUAAUUUUUUAAAUACGUUAUUUUAAAUAAUUUUUUUUAGCGCUGGGAAGCUAACAGACUUCAAAAAUUCCUUUGCCGUUGUUUUAAUUAUUCAUCAUUUAUUAUUUGCAGAUAGAUCAAGACGAAGGCAUUUAUCUAGUAAUACUGUGACCAAUCAAGGGGAGCAACUCAUCAGUAUUUUAACCUUAAAUCGUCUAAAAGAACACGAUCAUGUUGAGGAUAAUGUAGUACUAGGGCAGCUUGAGGCAGAAUCACCUCGUGGUAAGUAAAGUCGUUGCUUCCAUUCAGCUGCCUUUUCAAAUCAGUAAAUGCUCCUUGAAAGCUGUAUAUUGUUUUAUUUAUAGAGGGUAAUAGGAUAGCCAAUUUUAAAAAAUACAGUUUACUUUUAUCGGCUAAAUUAUGUCAUCUUUUUGGAGGUUUUCAGUUCAUUAUUUCCAUUGAUAUUGAAAAAAUUUUAACUUCUUUUUUUUAGAUAAUAGUCCAGAAUUUUUACGGGAAAUAGGCAGAGCCUAUAGAAAGGCAGCGGAUAAUUUUGAGGAGGAUGAUAGAAUGCAAAGGUAAAUAAUAAUGAGUUUACGGAACAUUUGUUCUUUCUCAUUGUUUUCAUUUGUUUACGUAAUGGCAUACCUCAAAGCCAGCACAUCAGAGUAUUUGACCUUAAUUUAGAACUGUGAAUGUUUAUUAAAAGGAAAUUAAAAAGAAAAAAUUGGUUUAAAAGUUGAAAUCCUCAUCCCAUUGUUUGAAUUUUAUUUAUUCUCAUUAAAAGCCUAGCAUUAUGAUUACUAAUAUCAGUAUGAUUUGUUUUGUGUGUGUUUCUAUUUGUGAUCAGAAUCAUAUCAAAAGUUUCACCAGAGAUGAAAGAUGACGUCCUGAACAGAGUGGCCAAGAACUUACUAGGCGUGGGACAAUUAUCAUGGGG